GGGAGGCGGUAAAACGUCACAGACUAGCAACUCAGACAAACGAGAAGAAGAAGAAGCUGAUUAAUCCGAGCAGCACCUGAACGCAGCGGCAUUAGUCCAGAGAAAGUUCAGACCGAGCAGCAGCUCCGAGGAAACAACGCGGCGACACAGCAGGCUUACCGGCCAACUUUCUGCAAUUUUUAACCCAUCUCCGUGACAGAAGCCUUACACACAAUCAGCGCACAAUUAUCAAAGAUGCCGGCCACAGAGAAGGACCUGGCGGAGGACGCUCCGUGGAAGAAGAUCCAGCAGAACACCUUCACCCGCUGGAUCAACGAGCAUCUGAAGUGCGUCAACAAGCGGAUCGUGGAUCUGCAGCUGGACCUGGGCGACGGCCUGAGGCUCAUCGCCCUGCUGGAGGUCCUCAGCCACAAGAAGAUGUUCAGAAAGUACCACCCGAGGCCCACCUUCAGGCAGAUGAAGCUGGAAAACGUGUCGGUGGCUCUUGAGUUCCUGGAAAAGGAGAACAUAAAGCUCGUGUCCAUAGACUCUAAAGCCAUUGUAGAUGGGAACCUGAAACUGAUCCUGGGUCUGGUCUGGACUCUGAUCCUGCACUACUCCAUCUCCAUGCCAGUCUGGGAAGGCGAGGAUGAAGAGGCAGAGUCAAAGACACCCAAGCAGCGUCUGCUGGGCUGGAUCCAACACAAAGUCCCCGAUCUGCCAAUCACUAACUUCAGCCAGGACUGGAGGGACGGCAAAGCACUGGGAGCACUGGUGGACAGCUGUGCACCAGGCCUGUGUCCAGACUGGGAGACCUGGGAUCCAGUCAGACCAGUGGAGAAUGCCACCGAAGCCAUGCAGCUGGCUGAUGACUGGCUGGGCAUCCCGCAGGUGAUCGCUCCAGAGGAAAUCAUCGACCCCAGUGUGGACGAACAGUCGGUGAUGACCUACCUGUCCCAGUUCCCCAAAGCCAAACUGAAGCCCGGAGCUCCACUCAAACCCAAACUCAACCCCAAGAAGGCCCGCGCAUACGGACCGGGUAUCGAGCCCACGGGGAACAGAGUGCUGCGACCUGCUGUCUUCACAGUGGACACAUUCAGCGCGGGUCAGGGGCAGGUCACGGUCUACCUGGAUCAUCCAGACGGCACACGAGAGGAGCUGAAGGCGGAGCUUAACGAGGGCAAGAAGACGUACAGUGUCACCUACAUUCCUCAGGUCAUGGGACCCCACAAGGUCACUGUGUUGUUUGCGGGCCAAGAGAUUCCCAAAAGUCCCUUUGAGGUGAAUGUGGAUAAAGCGCUUGGAGAUGCUUCCAAAGUCACAGUGAAAGGCCCGGGAGUCGAACCUGUGGGCAACAUCGCCAACAAACCAACUUACUUUGACAUCUACACUGCAGGUGCCGGUACAGGAGACGUGACAGCCAUGAUCAAAGAUCCUCAGGGCCGGCAGAACACUGUGGAGGUGAUGAUGGAGGAUAAAGGCGACAGCGUGUACCACUGCACGUACCGACCCACGCAGGCUGGACCGCACACAAUCACAGUCACCUUCGGAGGCGUUGGAAUCCCUAAGAGCCCCUUCAGUGUGGACGUGGGCCCCGCCUGCAUGCCGGGAGCUUGCCGGGCGACAGGUCGAGGUCUCCGGCCGUCAGGUUUGAGGGUCAAACAGGUUGGUGAUAUCAAGGUGGACACCAGGAGCGCUGGCAGUGGAGAACUGAAAGUGACAGUCAAAGGACCGAAGGGCGUCGAGGAGCCAGUGAAGCAGCUCUCCAGUCAGGAUGGGGUGUUCUCCUACGAGUAUCACCCCAGCAGUCCUGGGAAAUACACAGUCUCCAUCACCUGGGGAGGUCAGCACAUCCCAAAGAGUCCAUUUGAAGUAACAGUUGGUCAGGAGGCGGGGCCUCAGCAGAUAAGGGCCUGGGGUCCAGGUUUGGAAGGAGGCAUUGUGGGUAAACCUGCCACCUUCGUAGUGGAGUCCAUCGGCACCGAUGUGGGAGUGUUGGGUUUUGCCAUCGAGGGACCUUCACAGGCCAAAAUCGAGUGCGAGGACCAAAAUGAUGGGUCAUGUGACGUUCGUUACUGGCCAACGGAACCCGGCGAGUAUGCCGUCCAUGUGACUUGUGAUGAAGAGGACAUCGAACACAGCCCCUUCAUGGCCUACAUCGUCCCUGAUAACAACACUAGCUUCCCAGAUAAGGUCCAGGCUUACGGGCCGGGGCUUGAGAAGAGCGGCUGUGUCGUCAAUCAGCCUGCCGAGUUCACUGUGAACGCUGAGCAUGCUGGGAAAGGACCUCUGAACAUCACAGCUCAGGACGCAGAGGGACUUCCUGUGGAGGUCAAGAUGAGGAGCAAAGGUGACGGACUGUAUAGCUGCUCCUACACGCCUACCUCCCCUCUCAAGCACACUGUGGCCGUGUCCUGGGCUGGAGUCAGCAUCCCCAAAAGCCCCUUCAGGGUGAAUGUGGGUAAAGGCAGCCACCCCAACAUGGUGAAGGUGUUUGGUCCCGGAGUGGAGAGGAGUGGACUGAAGGCCAACGAACCCACACACUUCACUGUGGACUGUUCAGGAGCUGGAGAUGGUGAUGUCGGCGUUGGGAUUAAGUGUGACGCCAACAUGAUCAGCGACAAAGAGGCCGAUGUGGAUUUUGAUAUCAUCCCCAACGCCAACGACACGUUCACAGUCAAAUACAUCCCUCCUGCUGCUGGAAGACUCACCAUUAAAGUCCUGUUCACUGACAAGGAAGUUCCUCAGAGCCCCUUCAUUGUCAAAGUCGAUCCUUCCCACGAUGCAUCAAAGGUCAAAGCAGAAGGUCCUGGACUGGCUCGCACUGGUGUGGAGAGCGGAAAACCGACUCAUUUCACCGUGUUGACUAAAGGAGCAGGUAAAGCACCGCUGGACGUUACCUUCUCCUCUCCCGUGAAAGACUUUGACAUCAUUGAUAACUACGACUACUCUCAGACCGUCAAGUACACACCUGCACAACAGGGGGAGAUGACAAUCGUGGUGAAGUUUGGAGGCGACCCCAUCGCCAAGAGCCCCUUCACAGUUGGAGUCGCUGCACCACUGGACCUCAGCAAAGUCACAGUGGAUAACAUGGAUGGAAGAGUGGAGGUCAACCAGGAGCAGCAGUUCAUGGUGGACACAAAGGGUGCCGGAGGUCAAGGUCACCUGGUGGUAGAACUGCUGAGUCCCAGUCAGCAGGCAGUACCUUGUAAAGUUGAGCCUCAGCCCGGUAAAGCAGAUGUCAGCUUGGUUCGUUACACCCCCACAGAGGAGGGAGUGCAUGCUGUUAACGUGUCCUACGAUGGACACCCCAUCCCUGGAAGCCCCUUUCCUGUGGAGGCCCACCUGCCUCCAGACCCCAGCAAGGUGAAAGCCUUCGGUCCUGGUCUGAAGGGAGGCUUAGUGGGGAACCCGGCUGAGUUCACAAUCGACACCAAAGGUGCCGGCACUGGAGGUCUGGGGCUGACGGUGGAGGGGCCGACCGAGGCCAAGAUCGAAUGUUCAGAUAACGGCGAUGGGACCUGCUCAGUCUCCUACCUGCCCACCGAGCCUGGAGACUACCUGGUUAACAUCCUGUUUGAGAAUGUCCACAUCCCCGGAUCGCCAUUCAGAGCUGACAUCCAGAUGCCCUUUGACCCCUCCAAGGUGGUUGCCUCAGGAUCGGGCCUGAAGAGAGCCAAGGUUGGAGAAACCAGUGUUGUAAAUGUGGACUGCUCUCAAGCUGGACCGGGUGAACUCAGCCUGGAGGCUGCGCUAGAUUCACCCCCAAGCAGCCCUACUGGUUCAGGUCUGGGCUCCGGUGCAAAAGCGAAGACUGAGAUUGUGGAUAACAAAGACGGGACCUACACGGUGACCUACAUCCCUCUGACUUCUGGCAUGUACACCCUGCUGCUGAAGUAUGGAGGAAAGACAGUCCCUGGUUUCCCUGCUAAGGUGAUGGCGGACCCUGCUGUGGACACCUCCAAAGUCAAAGUGUUUGGACCUGGAGUGGAGGGACAAGCUAUUUUCAGAGAAGCCACCACAGAGUUCACAGUGGAUGCUCGUUCUCUGACCCGGAGAGGUGGAGACCACAUAAAGGCGGCGGUCAAGAACCCGUCCGGAGCUCUGACGGACUGUGUGGUUACAGACAAGGCCGAUGGCACCUACAGUGUCGAGUACACUCCUUUUGAAAAUGGCGUCCACAGCAUUCAGGUUCUGUAUGAUGAAACUCCAGUUCCCAAUAGCCCAUUCAGGGUUUCUGUGUCAGAGGGAUGUGACCCGAGCAGGGUGGUGGCUACUGGCCCCGGGCUGGAACAAGGCCUGACUGACCAGCUCAACAACUUCAACAUCUUCACCAGAGGGGCAGGUAUUGGUGGCCUUGGCAUCACUGUGGAGGGUCCAUCAGAGUCUAAGAUGUCUUGCACAGACAACAAAGAUGGCAGCUGCAGCGUGGAGUAUGUUCCCUUCACACCAGGAAACUACGACAUCAACAUCACCUAUGGAGGAGAACACAUCCCUGGGAGUCCCUUUAAGGUCCCAGUUAAAGAUGUGGUGGACUCUAGUAAGGUCAAAGUUUCUGGUCCUGGAGUGGCGUCAGGAGUCAGGGCCAAUAUCCCGCAAUCCUUCACAGUGGACUGCAGGAAGGCCGGCGUGGCGCCCCUGGCUGUGGCAGUCACUGCUCCCAAAGGCAUUGCAGAGCCUGUAGAAGUGACUGAUAAUGGAGACGGGACUCACACAGUGUCCUACACGCCGUCUGUGGAGGGACCGUACUCAGUGGCUGUAAAGUAUGCUGAGGAGGACGUCCCACACAGUCCCUUCAAGUUUCGGGUUCUGCCCACUCAUGAUGCCAGCAAAGUACGAGCCAGCGGCCCCGGGCUGACCAGCGGCGUCCCCGCCAGCUUCCCCGUUGAGUUCAAUAUCGACGCUAAAGACGCUGGCCAAGGCCAACUGAGCGUGCUCAUCACGGACCAGGAUGGUAAACCUAAGCAGCCCACGAUCCAUGACAACGGUGACGGUACAUACCGGGUAUCAUACGUCCCUGACCGUGCUGGCCGGUACACCAUCGUUAUAAAAUAUGGUGGCGAUGACAUCCCAGCAUCACCUUACAGAGUCCGUGCUACAGCAACUGGUGAUGCCAGCAAGUGCACCGUGAGCGGUUCAGGUGUGGGUCCCACUGUGGCCAUUGGUGAGGAGCUGGGUCUGGUAGUGAAUGCAAAGGGUGCUGGUAAAGGGAAAGUGAGCUGUGUGGUGGUUCAGCCCGAUGGCACCGAGGUGGAGGCCGAGGUGCUGGAGAAUGAAGAUGGCACCUUUGACAUCUUCUACACUGCACCAGCUCCUGGGAACUACGUCAUCUACGUCCGCUUUGGAGGGGAAAACAUCCCACGCAGUCCCUUCAAAGUCACGGUGAAGUCGGAAAGCUACCAGCCAGAUGGUGCGAGUGUUAACGGCAGUGGCUUCAGACCUUUCGACAUGGUGAUUCCUUUCGCAUUCAGGAAGGGAGAAAUCACUGGUGAGGUGUUGAUGCCUUCAGGUAAAUCCGCUCAGCCUCUCAUCACAGACAACCUGGAUGGGACGGUCACAGUGCAGUACUCUCCUACUGAGGCCGGUCUGCACGAGAUGCACAUCAAAUACAACGGCACACACAUCCCAGAAUCUCCCCUUCAGUUCUAUGUGAAUCAUGCCAGCAGUCCCAACGUCACAGCCUACGGUCCUGGUCUGAGUUAUGGUGUCGCCAACAAGUUAGCUACCUUCACAGUCUUCACAGAGGACGCCUCCGAAGGAGGUCUGGACCUGGCUAUCGAGGGUCCGUCCAAAGCGGAGAUCAGCUGUGUGGACAAUAAAGACGGGACCUGCACCGUCAGCUACCUGCCCACGCUGCCAGGAGACUACAACAUCCUGGUCAAAUACAAUGACGAGCACAUCGCUGGCAGCCCGUUCACCGCCAGGAUCACCGAGGACAACCAGCGGCGCUCUCAGGUCAAACUGGGCUCGGCUGCAGAUUUCUCUCUGGACAUCAAUGAGACGGACCUCAGCCUGCUCAGCGCCAGCAUCAGGUCGCCCUCUGGACGUGACGAGCCCUGCUUGCUGAAGAGGAUGGCCAACAACCACAUCGGUAUCUCCUUCAUCCCCCGGGAAGUGGGCGAGCAUAAGGUCAGCAUCCUGAAGAAUGGUCGUCAUGUCGCCAACAGUCCCAUCACCAUCAUGGUCGUCCAGUCUGAGAUUGGCGACGCCAGUCGAGUCAAAGCUCACGGUGACGGCCUCGUCCAGGGAACCACCUUCAACAACGCCAGCUUUAUAGUCGACACGCGGGAGGCAGGUUAUGGCGGUCUGGCUCUGUCCAUUGAAGGUCCAAGUAAGGUAGACAUCCAAACAGAGGACAUGGAGGACGGGACCUGUAGAGUCACUUACUGCCCGACCGAACCUGGAAACUACAUCGUCUCAAUCCGCUUCGCUGAGGAGCACGUGCCAGGAAGCCCGUUCACGGUGCGGGUGACGGGUGAAGGUCGUAUUCGGGAGAGCAUCACCAGACGACAGAAGGCGGCGUCUGUCGCCAGCGUCGGGAGUGUGUGCGACCUCAGCUUAAAGAUACCAGCGAUCGACAUGCAGGACGUCACUGCUGAGGUCACCUCCCCCUCUGGAGCCAGUCAGCCAGCCGAGCUCGUGGCCACUGGUAACGACGCCUACUGUGUGCGCUUCGUGCCCACAGAGAUGGGCGUGCACAGCGUGAGUGUGAAGUACAGGGGCGUGCACGUGCCGGGUAGCCCCUUCCAGUUCACUGUGGGGCCGCUGGGAGAGGGCGGGGCUGGCAAGGUGAAGGCCGGAGGUCCAGGACUGGAGGGAGCACUGGCAGGAGAGCCAGCUGAAUUCACGAUCUGGACGAGAGAGGCAGGAGCUGGUGGUCUGUCAGUUGCCGUGGAGGGACCCAGCAGGGCUGAGAUCUCCUUCGAUGACCGCAAAGACGGAUCCUGCGGCAUCUCUUACGUUGCUCAGGAGCCUGGUGAUUAUGAGGUUUCGGUGAAGUUUAACGACCAGCACAUACCCGACAGCCCCUACCUGGUUCCUGUUGUCGCUCCAGUGAACGACGCCCGUCGCCUCUCUGUUGCGGGCCUUCAGGAGUCUGGUCUGAAGGUGAAUCACCCAGCAUCCUUUGCGGUGCGUCUAAAUGGAGCCAAAGGCAAGAUGGAUGCCAAAGUCCACAGUCCCUCUGGAGCUCUGGAGAAGUGUGUCGUCACAGAGCUGGAAAGAGACAAGUACGCUAUCCGGUUCAUCCCCAGGGAGAAUGGCGUCCACACCAUUGAUGUCAAAUUCAAUGGCUCUCACAUCCCUGGAAGUCCUUUCCAGGUCCGAGUCGGCGAACCAGGACAGACCGGAGAGCCUGGUCUGGUUUCAGCAUACGGAUCAGGACUGGAGAGGGGAACAACAGGUACCCAGUCAGAGUUCAUUAUUAACAACACUAAGGCAGGCCCUGGGUCCUUGGCUGUGACCAUCGAGGGUCCAUCAAAAGUAAAGAUGGACUGUCAGGAGGUUCCUGAAGGCUACAAGGUGCAGUACACUCCCAUGGCACCUGGAAACUACCUGAUCAGCAUUAAAUACGGAGGCCCAAACCACAUCACUGGGAGUCCCUUCAAGGCCAAAGUCACAGGUCCUCGUCUUGUGAAUGUAACGAACGCCAGCGAGACAUCGACCCUGACACUGGAUCCGGCAAUUCGGGCAUCCAGCAGCUUCACGCAGAGCGCCAUGCCCAGGCUGGGUGACUCUGACGCAAGCAAGGUGGUGAGCCGAGGAGCUGGCCUGAGCAAGGCCUUUGUGGGCCAGAAGAGCAACUUCACUGUUGACUGCAGCAAAGCAGGUAAGAACAUGCUCCUGGUGGGCGUGCAUGGCCCACAGGUCCCCUGUGAGGAGGUGCUGGUCAAACACGUGGGCAACCUGCAGUACAACGUCAGCUACGUACUGAAGGAACGGGGCAACUACAUCCUGGUGGUCAAGUGGGGUGAGGACCACAUCCCUGGCUCCCCCUUCCACGUCACCGUCCCCUGAUGAGCCAAGAAACCUUCCGUCUCUCCUCCUGUGCCGUUUUGCAUCCCAGUUUGAGUUAAAAGACACAUUAGCUGCACUACAAAUAACUGUCCAGUGAACAAGCUGCUGAGCAAAGCUUUCUCUGCUAACUUUGUUUUCAGCUCAAAUCAGAUGAUUUUUGAGGAUUUUCUGAAGCAACUCAUUUACAUUUUGAAAUGUUUCUCCUUGAUAUAGAAAAAUGUCAGAAUUAAAGAAAACAUUAGAGAAAAUAAAUGCACCACUGAAUAGAGACUUUGAACUCUUAGACACUUUUCUGGUAGUGAAUCAUUGAAGCGAAAUGGUAGAUGUACUCUAGUUUACUAGAUUGAACUGACUGAAGGUAAAAAAUCUAAAAUCUGUCGAUUUAAAACUGCCCUGGAAUUUUCAAUUGGCUCAUGUUGCGCUUGAAUUUUUAUCCUAGAUUCGUGAAUUAACGUUUGCUGGUUUUACACAGGUAGUUCAUCCACCUGCACAUCAGCUUGUGUUGAACUGAAUAUGUUAAGUUUGAAGUGAAACAAGUGGAUCCGAAGCUUUUAAAUACCUAUGUGCAAAAAUAUAUAUGCAUAACUGGAAUUUCACAGGACAAAACUCAGAACUAUAGAGACACUUGACAUGAGGUUUCCUAAUGGUUUAACUGCAUGUUGAAGAGAAUAUGCUGCUGGUUUAGCUGGGAACCGGGCGGUUAUCGCCAGGUUUGUGCAGAACGUUUUCUCAACAAAAUUACUGAACGACUGUGUAAAAAAGAAAAGUGAUCAUCUCAAACAAACAUCUCAAAAAAGGAACUGGAGUUGUCUUUUUGUUUUUUUGUUUUUUUUCGUGUCAUUGAUUAAUUUACUCCAAGACUAACUAAACUGUCAAACUGUACGCCAACUACUGAUGUUUAAUGUUUCUUGCGCCUAAACUAGCUGCCAGAGUCCCGCGUGUACUAAAGGUUGCCAUAACGAGUCAGUGAUUGUUUAAGCUGCCUUCACACUACUGUUUCCUGCACUGUUUGACAGACUACUUAAUUAUGUGCUGGAGUUUAGAUGUCCUUCUAUCUUCUCUGUUGUUUCUUCUUGUAUUUUCACACGAGCAGAUCUGACUCGGUUCUGAUUAAAAACAUUUUAAAGCAGAUCUAAGAUGAAAAAUUAAAAGUCAGAACUGUAGUUUGUGUGUAAAUCUGGAAAUCUACAUGAAUUUAAUGUUGUUGCCUUAUCACUGCUACUUUUGAUACUUAAGAGAUGAAAGUUGUGGGGUGUUUUUUGUUUUUGGUUUUUGUUUUUUUGUUUUUUGUAUGUGGGGUUUAAGGGGAGACUUCUCAUUUUGUAUUGGUGUUUUAAUGUGAAACUAAACCCUGAGAUAUGAUGUACAUUUGAUAAUUAAAAUAAAGAACAGUUAAGAUGUUA
This is a messenger RNA of Oreochromis aureus, 9398 nucleotides long. It is a transcript of the gene flnba, whose product is annotated as filamin-B. Gene Ontology annotation, biological process: actin cytoskeleton organization. Bases 235 to 7995 code for a protein of 2586 amino acids. NCBI's taxonomy places the organism in Eukaryota, Metazoa, Chordata, Actinopteri, Cichliformes, Cichlidae. The transcript is spliced from 48 exons. Gene Ontology annotation, molecular function: actin filament binding. The record is from RefSeq and is a predicted model, not a curated record.